This is a messenger RNA of Chrysochloris asiatica (Cape golden mole), 443 nucleotides long. It is a transcript of the gene GOLT1A, whose product is annotated as golgi transport 1A. Bases 45 to 443 code for a protein of 132 amino acids. Gene Ontology annotation, biological process: endoplasmic reticulum to Golgi vesicle-mediated transport; retrograde transport, endosome to Golgi. The transcript has 5 exons. Lineage: Eukaryota; Metazoa; Chordata; Mammalia; Afrosoricida; Chrysochloridae. The record is from RefSeq and is a predicted model, not a curated record. Gene Ontology annotation, cellular component: membrane; endoplasmic reticulum.
ACUGCCAGCUUCCAUCAGGAAGGCCCCCCAAGGCUGACUGCAGCAUGAUCUCCAUCACCGAAUGGCAGAAGAUUGGUGUGGGCACCACUGGCUUCGGAAUUUUCUUCAUCCUCUUUGGAAUAUUGUUGUACUUUGAUUCUGUGCUUCUGGCCUUUGGAAACCUACUGUUCCUGAUUGGCCUCUCCUUCAUCAUUGGCCUGAGGAAGACCUUCGCCUUCUUCUUCCAGCGGCACAAACUCAAGGGGACCAGCUUCUUCUUGGGGGGUGUGGUCAUUGUGCUCCUGCGCUGGCCCCUCCUGGGCAUGUUCCUAGAAACCUACGGAUUCUUUAACCUCUUCAAGAGUUUUUUCCCCGUGGCCUUUGGCUUCUUGGGCAAUGCCUUCAACAUCCCCUUCCUGAGUAUGCUGUUCCGGAGGUUUCAAGGCACCAGCUCAAUGGUCUGA